CGCUCUCACGCCGCGGGGCCCCGCCCCUUCAGGCGGUGCUUCCUGGCGGCCAGCCGCUGCCGCAGGGCGCGCGGGUCCGGUCCGGAGCGCCAUGUCCCGCCGGGGCUCCGCUCAGCAGCAGAAGGCAGUGCAGGCCAUGGGGCCACGGGCUGCGGCAGGGCAGGCGGGGGCCCAGCAGCUGCAGGAGCUGUGGAGCCGGACGGAGAGGGCAGAACGGAGGCUGCUGGCCUGCGAGAACCUGGUCGGGGAGAUGCGCAGCAACCUGGCAGCCCUGGGCAGCCUCCUGCAGGACUAUGGGCAGCUCCAGCAGCGGCUCGACAAUGUGGAGAACCUCCUUAAGAACAGGAACUUCUGGAUCCUGCGGCUGCCCCCCGGUUCCCGGGGUGAGAUCCCCAAGGUGCCACUGACGUUCGAUGACAUUUCAGUGUACUUCAACGAGCAGGAGUGGGAGCGACUGGACUGUUGGCAGAAGGAUCUGUACAGGGCUGUGAUGAGGGGCAACUACGAGACACUGAUCUCCCUGGACUAUGCCGUGUCCAAGCCUGACAUCCUCUGCCGGAUCGAGAGGGGUGAAGACCUCUGCACCAAAGACAGCCAGGAGUCCCCACAGACAUGUAUCAGAGAGGAUCAGGAGCCCCCACAGGCACCAGAGGAGGAUGACCAGGUGGAAGAGGCUUUGGAAGAAGAUGAAGUUCCCAUGGAAGCUAACAAAAGACUUUCUGAUUCUCAUGCUCUGCCAGGGAGGAGGGGAAGCCGGGAGGAAGCAGAGACAAGACACCUGACCCAAACUAGCCAAAGAGAGAAUACGGUGUCCAAGCCUGACGUCCCCUCCCAGAUCGAGAGGAAUGAAGAGGUCCCUGCCAAAGAUGUCCCAAAGCUCCCACGUAGACGUGCCAAGGUGGGUGAUGAGCCCCGACAGACACGCAGUAAAGCCAGGCAGAAGGCUCCUCAGACAGGCAUUACAGAUGGUCAGAAGCCCCGGCAGACACCAGAAGAGAUGAACCAGGUGAAAAAGGCUUUGGGAAAAGAUAAAGACCCCGUGGAAGGUAACAGAGAACUCCCCAUCCUGGUGAUGAACGUUAUGUCCCUGAGUGCACAGAAAAAACAGCUGCGGAGUGAAAAUCGGCCAGAACCGGAGAUGGGAGAGAACCUGGCUGAGCCCAGCACCAAGGAAGGUUUAUUAACAGAAAAAGAAACGGCACGGGACAAAGCUUCUCCUAAAAACGUCAAGGUGAAGGAAGAGGAGCCUGCGGUGCUACAAGGGGUUUCUGCAGCCUCUUCCAGCACGGCUUUCCCCAACGGCCCCAAAAGUGAGCAGGGCAAGGCCAGGAGCAAGAAGAAGCCGAGCCGGUGCGAGAGAAGCAGCCUGCUGAUGGGCAACUGCCGGCGCGGCUACGUGCGCGAGUGGUCACACCCCUGCACUGAGUGUGGGAAGCGCUUCCGCCUGAAGAUCAACCUCAUCAUUCACCAGCGGAGCCACGCCAAAGAGGGGCCCUACGAGUGCGCCGUGUGUGAGAUCAGCUUCACGGACAAACGCCAUCUCGACCUUCACCAGAGCAUCCACAUAAAAGACAGGGCCUUUGGUGCCAAGGUCUGGGGGAAUGUCCACCCCGAGCUGAGGAUCCGGCCCAGGGGGAAGUUCUGUGGGGCUCUCUGCAGAGAUGCCCGCAGCCUGCCCAGUAGGACCUAUGCAGGGGGAGGGCCCUGGCUGGCCCAGCCCAAGGAGGAGGUGGACAGCCCGAGCCUGUCCAGCACAUGUUUCUCCCGGCAGCAGACCCCUAAGGCUCAGAAGAAGCCUGUAAUGAAAUGCAACCUUUGCAAAAGGAUCUUCUCUUGCACCUAUAACCUCCAUCGGCACCUGCAGACCCACACACAGGAGAGGCCGUACUGCUGCUCCACCUGCAAGAAGUGUUUCACCCGCAAAACCCACCUCUUGCGCCACGAGAAGAUACACAAGCGCCAGGCGGCUGUGGUUGUGGUCCAGCAGAGUGUGCCAGUGUUCCAGCAGCCCCAGCCGCAAGAAACCCCAGAGGUGCCCAUGACCAGGAGUGUUCCUCACUCGCUAGCUGAGGCAUCCAAGAGGAACACGAGCCCUCCAGCCAAAGCUGUACCAGCAAACGUGCUCCCACUCGGCCUGGCAGACCUCAGGCUGGACGUGAGCUCCCAUGGCUGGGCUGGGCAGGGCGUCCAGCCUGUGGUUAGGCUGGGGAACAGGGCAGUAGUUUCAAAGCUGAUGGAGAAAUGAUAAUGGGCAGAGCCAAACUGCUCGUGACCUCAGAGAGGAACUGCAUGAGCACUGAUAUUGCACAUAGCGAGACACUGGGAUUGUGAACCAUCUGUCCAUUGGAUUUUAGGAGCUUUCCUGAAUUGCAGAAGGAACCAUAAGCUUGGAGGUAUCAUAAGCAGCAAAUUACAGAAGCCUCCAGUGAUCCAAACCACUUUGCCAUUCCUCAGACUCUUGUGUCUACUGGCUUUUGCCCCAAGUUUUCCCAAGCAGACCUUUCUGGGGAAUCAUCAGCUACAUCUACUGCAGCCAGAGAGAGGAACUGCAAACAGCAGCUGAUCACCCGUUACUUGAUGGCCCCUUGUGUGUGGAAACACAGUGACGUGGUGAAGAGGACAGAGGGAAGGGAAUCAAGCCAGUGAGCCAGGCAAGAUUCCCAAAGAAUGCUUCACUGACAAAGUGUGUUGACCAGGACACUGGAUGAAGAGAGUGUGGCAUCUCCAAGACCCCAGUGUAUACUGGCCGUACUUGGCUGAUACCCCACCCUGGUGCCAAAAUCUGCAUUGGAAGAUCCAUAGAACAAAUCACAGCAUAACAUUUUCCGCCUGUGAGGGUGCUGCAGGUGAUUUCAAGGUUCCAGCAACACCCCUUCUGGCAACAAUGCCAGCCUGCAGGAGCCUGUGAGUGUCAGUCCUCUCAGGAUGAGCCUGCAUAUGUGCACUUCACAGGUAAGGUGACUCCUGCAGCACUACAGCACUCCAUGCAAAGAACCCUCACCUCGUGGCAGCUGCCACACAUCAGCACUGGCUGUUGCCUAGUCCCACUGCAGAAAGAAGGAAGCCCUUGCUCUCCAAACUGCACGUUGUCUCCUUUAGUCACGUGCAAAAUCCCACUGUAACUAAUCCCAUGGAGGACUAGUUCUGCUACCUCAAAUGGCUUAUGGAGCGAGGCCUGCCCUGAGGCAGGCAGGUAAUGGAAGCCUGGUAAGCGACGGAAGGCAGGCCCAGCAGCCACAGAAUCAUGGAAUCAUAGAAUGGUUUGGGUUGGAAAGGACCUUAAGAUCAUCUAGUUCCAAUCCCUUGCCAUGGGCAGGGACACCUCACACUAGACCAUGUACAGAGCAAGGUAGCACCAUGCAGCCCAGAGGAGCUGCUGAGACUCUUUAGUUUUUCUGUUCAGGAUUGUUUUCUUUCUUCAUUGCUUGAUGUAAUUAUUUGACACCCCCAAGUCUGCGUACUCCUCCAUGCAGGUUGCAUGGAAAAGCACUCUGCUUUUAUCCCAUUUCUCAUUCCUGGCGACUCCUGCGGGAGACGUGGCAGUGUCAUUGCUGCUCCCUGGGGACACACAAGACUUCCCACUGCUCCUCUGGGAUGGUUUCUCACUCAGUUCCUGUCUCCUGGCAUUGCAGUGCCUGGAUGCAGUGUUUGCCAUGAGGGGGUGAUGGUGCCUCGAAGGGCUGGGGCUUCCUGCAGCAGAGCACUGCAGGAUACCAGGGCCAUUGAUGCUUCAUGGUAGUGUGGUGAUGAGUCUGGAGCAGUGGUGUGUGUGGUAGUGACAGCACUGGUUAUCCCUUCCUGGGUAGAGCUCCCAUGUAGGUUCCAAUGACGUGUCAUGGUUUUGCUGGUGGGUGAUGCCUCCGAGGCCCGCACAAGCGGCAUGGAGGGGCCAGCCUCUCCCUCUGGCCAACUGCCCUGGCUAGCGCUUUUCCUUUGAAGCCGUCAUGAUUGGGACCAGCAUUUCCUAUGAAAUCCCAGACCCUUUUCUCAGGCUAUGGAAUCAAUAAAGUAUUUGUCUGUA
Pezoporus occidentalis (night parrot) is the source of this 4021-nucleotide messenger RNA. RefSeq names its product zinc finger protein 777-like. Gene Ontology annotation, biological process: regulation of DNA-templated transcription. The coding region runs from base 92 to 2245 and encodes 717 amino acids. The record is from RefSeq and is a predicted model, not a curated record. The transcript has 8 exons. NCBI's taxonomy places the organism in Eukaryota, Metazoa, Chordata, Aves, Psittaciformes, Psittacidae.